AUGGAUACUUCGGAGAGCAAGUCGGAGGUCGUGGUGGCUUCUGAUAAUGAGGCUCAGCCUGGCGCGCGGGCGCCUAUCAAACCAAAAUGGUACCGCAGCACCUUAUACAACGCCCUCAUCCUGGGGCUCUGCAACUUCCUGGCGCCUGGGAUCUGGGGCGCCAUGAACUCGCUGGGCGCGGGCGGCGAGGAGAAACCCUACCUGGUAAACGCCGCGAAUGCCCUGACCUUCGGCCUGAUGGUGUUCUCGUGCUUUUUCUCGCCCAUCCUCGUGAAGUACAUCGGAAUUAAGUAUACCCUGAUGUUCGGGACUAUGGGCUAUGCGCCGUUCGCCGCGGGGCUAUACACCAAUAACCGGUUUGGGACGGAGUGGCUCGUGCUGUUUGGCGCUGCGCUAUGUGGGAUUUCCGCUGGUGUGUUCUGGAUGUCGGAAGCAGCUAUAGCAUUGUCCUAUCCGGAGCCUUAUAACCAGGGACGGUUCCUCGGCUUCUGGCUGAGCUUCCGUGUCGGAGGACAGGUUCUGGGAGGUGCUAUCAACCUGGGCCUGGAUGCACAUAACAACCAGGCGGGCAAGGUAUCAUAUCAUGUAUACCAGGCAUUCAUCGCCCUGCAAGCCUUAGGACCUGUUGCCGGUUUCCUGCUGAACAAGCCUGAGAAGGUUCAGCGUACCGAUGGCGUCCCUGUCACUCUCUCGAUCAGCCAAAGCAGCUGGGGCGAAAUCAAAGAUGUGACCCGCCUUUUCUUUUCCAAAAACUUCCUGUUGAUCGUUCCACUCAUCUGGCAAGGCGUGUAUACCGAAUCGGUGAUGUUUACCUUCCAAUCCAUGUGGUUCUCCGUUCGAGCUCGCGCACUCGGAUCAUUCCUUUCAGGAAUCAUUGCGAUCAUCGCUGGAAACAUCCUCGGAUCCUUCCUAGACUACAAGAAGAUCUCGCUGAAGCGGAGAGCGCGAGGCGCUUUCUUCACUAUCAUGACCCUGCAAGGCGGAUGGUGGAUCUGGUCCACUAUCCUGGUAACUCAAUAUCGCAAAGAGAUGCCUACUUAUGAUUGGACCGAUGCCGGGUUUGGCAAGGGGUUUGCGUUGUUCUUGUUCUGGGUUGCGGGCUUUCAGCUGAACUAUAUGUAUUUGUAUUUCGUGGUUGGUGAGCUGGCGACUACAAACGAGGAGGUCGUUCGUAUAGCGGGCUUGCUUCGAGGAACGGAGUCUGCUGCGCAAGCCGUUAGCUAUGGCCUUGAUAGUGUCCGUAUCUUCGCCCAGGUUGGCGGCGUAUAUCUCAAUUUUGGUCUGUGGGGGCUGGCCCUAGUGCCCGCUUGGCUGGUCGUUAGAGGGAUAGGUGUCACCCUUGGAGACAAGAAAAUCGAGAGAGAAAGGGCCCUUCUAGCCCAUCAAGAGGAGGCGACGGAUGAAAGCAAAAGCUGAGGAAUGUUUCACUCUACCCGGUAUGCUCUCUGUUGGGUUCAAAAGAGGUGCGCCUUUGGAAUAAUAUUGAAAAUUCAUGGCAAUCCCACCCUCGCUUGCCGAGCUUUCGCAGUCUCCGGAUCGACAACAAGUUCAUGAUUCUCAACUUUCUCGAUCGAGGCACUGCGUCGACUUGAAAGAGAGGCUCCAAUAGGCUUGCAGUCACUAAAGGUUCCAAGCUAGGGAGGUGGUUCAGACUUUCAAUGCUUAUAGACACGGUGGCUCGUGCGGUCUUCUCUUCUUCUGCUCCUUUGACGUAGCACACCCUCUCUGAC
Molecule: messenger RNA, 1730 nt
Organism: Amorphotheca resinae ATCC 22711
Lineage: Eukaryota; Fungi; Ascomycota; Leotiomycetes; Helotiales; Amorphothecaceae
Exons: 4
Coding region: 1-1416 (471 amino acids)
Source: RefSeq, a predicted model, not a curated record